UUUGCUUUACAUUCUUUUAAAUACAACUGCGCUCACCUCUUACCCGCCAAGUUAAGGGCCAGGAAAAUACUUUUCUUGCCUUACUUUGCUUCCCCUUCCUUUCUUUUUUCUGCGUUCUGUCGAGCUUCAUUCAUCCACUUAAAACCAGCAUGGUUUUAUUCUUGAUUUCCCCAUUAGUCUACAUUCUGAAUGGUGAGCAGUUAUUCUGUGUUGUAAAGUGUUAGUGCAAAGAGGGUACAAAAACAUGGGGAGUGGCAGAAGAGCUUUGAGGGCUCUAUUGGGAGCUAUUUUGUUUGUGGGGGUUAUUUGGUUCUUAUGUGUUGGAAUUUCGGCUAACCAUGCUACAAGAAUGACAAGAAGAGCUACAGUUGUUUCAACUGGAACUUUCGAGCAUUCAAUAUUGAUUGGAAGAGGAAGGCAUCCUCGUCAUAAGGACUUGGAUCUCAAUUAUGUGAUCAAGAGAAGAGUGCCUAAUGGACCUGAUCCCAUUCAUAACAGGAGAGCAUCUCAAUCUCGGCAACCACCUGGUCGAUCCUGAAUCACUGAAAGUCUUUGAACUAUGUGCAAGACAAGAUAUAUAUCAGAUAUAAAUCAGGUGUAUAUUCUCAGCAGAAAUUGUUGUAAUUGGCAUGGCCAGAGGCUGAGACUGAGGCUGAUUUGGUACUCUUGAGUGCACAUAUAUUUAUAUUGUGGAGUUUGUGGAGUGAUUAUUACUUUGAUAUAAAUUUUGUUGAUCGUCCCUUGAUUUCUCAACUAGGCAUACGCUAUAUACUUAAUAAGCAUCAUCUAUUAUACUAUACAUCAGGGUUCCAAGGAUUCAUUGGUUUUGCAAGAAUCAGAACGAAAACUAUUAGAAGGAUUGAAGUUUUGGGAUAUGUGGGUGUGCCUUGCUUAAUCAUAUUUUGUGAAGGAUAAGAAGGAUCGUGGAUAGGGCUGUAGUUUUCAAGGAAAAAAGAGAAAAAAAAAAAUGGAACAGAGUCCAAGAAAGGUUCUAGUAUCCGUACGUUAUUAGUAGGGGCUUGUAACAUUAUAGUAUUCAGAUAUCGUCCUUUUGUUGGAUUGAUUUUUCUCCUUUCAAAGUUGCUUUGUGCUCCCCAACUAAAGUAUUUGCCCAUUAGCUAAAGUUGCUCUUUAGUCGAAACAUAAUGUUUUCCCCUCCUUGAAUGGUGCAAUGGUAAUGUAAAA
Messenger RNA from Hevea brasiliensis (rubber tree), 1185 nucleotides. Its product is annotated as CLAVATA3/ESR (CLE)-related protein 25. The record is from RefSeq and is a predicted model, not a curated record. NCBI's taxonomy places the organism in Eukaryota, Viridiplantae, Streptophyta, Magnoliopsida, Malpighiales, Euphorbiaceae. The transcript is spliced from 2 exons. Bases 245 to 538 code for a protein of 97 amino acids.